Messenger RNA from Capsella rubella, 828 nucleotides. RefSeq lists its product as uncharacterized. The record is from RefSeq and is a predicted model, not a curated record. The coding region runs from base 198 to 683 and encodes 161 amino acids. Lineage: Eukaryota; Viridiplantae; Streptophyta; Magnoliopsida; Brassicales; Brassicaceae. The transcript is spliced from 3 exons.
AAUAACUUUAUAUCAUUUAGCUCGUAUGCAUUUGUGAGCUGCUGUGUACAAAGUGUUUUGAUAUGGGUUUAGGACUUGCUUAGAGAGAGAGGGAGAGAGUCCUAAUAAGGGUGGGUUGACAAAGAACAUAAUACGAGUGUUGAGGCUGUAACGACACCGUUUUAGAAAGGAAGAAACCGCAAGGGGUCGGAGAAAGUAUGCCACUGGUAGACUACGACGAUUCAUCAUCCGACGAUGAUGUCUUAGCCGCCGAGGAGCAAGACGCAAACCAGAAGCAACCACUCCCACAGCCGCAAAGACAGCCCUCUCCACUUCCUCCAAAUAGAAAGAGAUGUGAGCAGAAAGAGAGUGUUGAGAAGCUACCAGAUGCUUUGCUUCUUCUGGAGUCACCGACACUCUCACAGGUUACUGGCAGUGACCAUGCUUCUGUUGUUGCAGCUGCAAUGGCCGAGAGUACAUUACGGAAGAGGGACUUAAAUGGGAAUGCUUCUUCUCUUCCUCGUCGUCCCAAGGUACCAAGAGGGAAUUUGCCUCAUUCCAAGAAUAUUCCUGAUACAAUGGGUAAUGUCCUUGUACCUCCUCAGCUCAAGGGAAGGAGCAAUGUUGCCACAGAGGAUAUGAGCAGGCUUUUUGUGAAAAAACGGCAAGACUCCUCCAAGGCAAAAUCUCCACCUCCGGAAUAGUUUGGUCAAAUUUGAUGUUUUUAUAUAUUCGUCUUAUUCCAUAAAAUUUGGUGCAACGUAAUGGUGGUAUUUUAGCAGAUACGCUGAACAUGUACUUUCUCAUUAGUUUAAGAUUAUUUAUACAAAAAGAAAAAAUCUGAAAUUA